Penicillium waksmanii is the source of this 576-nucleotide messenger RNA. RefSeq lists its product as uncharacterized. Gene Ontology annotation, molecular function: oxidoreductase activity. The transcript is spliced from 2 exons. The record is from RefSeq and is a predicted model, not a curated record. The coding region runs from base 1 to 576 and encodes 191 amino acids. NCBI's taxonomy places the organism in Eukaryota, Fungi, Ascomycota, Eurotiomycetes, Eurotiales, Aspergillaceae.
AUGUCCGAAAGCGAAUUCUGGAUGCCCUAUCAUCUGCUCCAGCAGGCUUCAACCUACCCUACGAUCACUUGUGGAGACUACUUCUACCGUGAGCAAGAAUUGGGGCCUCCCGCGGAUCAUCCAUUCUACUUCGAGCUUUACGUGAGUCCCAAUAAAGCUGCACUGGAUAAGAUGGUCGACAAUCUUUGCAAGCUUCAACCGAAAGCGAUAAUGGUCACUGCGGAUCUACCGGUUUUCAGCAAAAGAGAAACAAACGAGCAAUAUGAAAAACGGAUAGCAAAACAGAAGCGAGCUUCUGAGCCCAAAACAACAACGGCCGAAAGGCAAGACAAACUCGGUCGGGUGGGAUAUCGAUUGACCCUAACCUAUGCUGGAGCAACAUUGAGCGGCUUAUUGAAAGAACGGGUAUUCCCAUCUUCAUCAAAGGGAUCCAGUGCGCGGGAAAUGUACUGCAAGCGUGGAAAAUCGGGUGCAAGGGUAUCUACAUCUCUAAUCAUGGCGGACGAGCUGCCGACACAGCUCAACCUACGAUACUUACUCUCGCCGAAAUGUGUCUACAUUACCCCUUCAUUUUGA